AUGCCUCGACCCGUCUUACCACUCCUCCGACCUAUCCUCUCCUCUUCACUCCCCACUCCUCUUCCCAUCUCCCGAUCUAUUCACUCUUCAUCCAGGGUUCUGUUAGCCACUCCAGCUGGACGUAAUCCAUUCGCCCCCCGAAAUACAGGACCCAAACAUAUCACACCUGGACCUAUAAAAACUCCCAACCCGCGUGAAACUACCACCGCCGAUGCAGCUUCGGAGGGAUCAAGACAUGGUAAUGAUCAAUCUGUCGGCACGGGCGUAGCGGAUCAAUGGCCUGAUUAUUCCAAAGGGCCAAGUGCGUUGGAUAAAGCGAGUCAAUUAUUCUUCUUUACCGAGAUCGUGAGGGGUAUGUGGAUCGUGUUGGAGCAAUUCUUCAGACCACCAUAUACCAUCAUGUACCCAUUUGAGAAAGGUCCAUUGUCACCUCGAUUCAGAGGUGAACACGCUUUGAGAAGAUACCCCAAUGGUGAAGAGAGAUGUAUCGCUUGUAAGCUUUGUGAAGCCAUCUGUCCCGCUCAGGCUAUCACCAUCGAAUCUGAAGCUCGAGAAGAUGGAUCGAGGAGAACUACCCGAUAUGACCUUGAUAUGACGAAAUGUAUAUACUGUGGAUUCUGUCAAGAAGCUUGUCCUGUAGAUGCUAUUGUUGAGACCCAAAACGCUGAAUACUCGACGGAAACUCGAGAAGAACUCUUAUAUAACAAAGAGAAGUUGUUAUCAAAUGGUGAUAAGGCUGAAGCUGAGAUCGCUGCUAACCUUCAAGCUGAUCACUUCUACCGAUAA
Molecule: messenger RNA, 786 nt
Organism: Kwoniella botswanensis
Lineage: Eukaryota; Fungi; Basidiomycota; Tremellomycetes; Tremellales; Cryptococcaceae
Product: NADH-ubiquinone oxidoreductase 23 kDa subunit, mitochondrial
Exons: 6
Coding region: 1-786 (261 amino acids)
Biological process (GO): mitochondrial electron transport, NADH to ubiquinone; mitochondrial respiratory chain complex I assembly
Cellular component (GO): membrane
Molecular function (GO): 4 iron, 4 sulfur cluster binding; NADH dehydrogenase activity
Source: RefSeq, a predicted model, not a curated record